AUGAACAACGGUGCUAGGAUUCACGGCAAGGUCGGUCCGGUUGAUAAGCGAAGAACACAUGAAUUCCGCACAAUCAAGAGCUCUGAGUUCUUUCAUGCUAUCAAGCAGCUUCCCGAGUUGACCCCAUCGAAGCAGCUAACCCACGAGGCCACAUUUCGCGAAGUUCAGGCAGAAUUCAAUCAAGUCAGAGCUGAUAUUGUGAGAAUCGACACCCUUGUCGAGAAAGAUAUCUCUCUCGAAAGAGCUCAAACCAGUCAAAUCGAGCUUCAACUGAAAUCUUCAGUAGGUCGCCUUAAUCACCAUUAUAAGAAAGUUGAGCGCAUACGCGAGAGGCGAGAAAGAACAGCUGAGGCAGAGCAACGGGAAUGCAUCGGCAUGAUUUCAGAGCUUGAAAAUACACAAGUGCUGCUACAAGAGCAAGUCGAGCUUGUUUUACAUAAAGUUGCGAAGAAAGAGAGCGAACUUCCCGUGAAACACAGACUUCUGAAUGAACUGUCUUUCAAUAAGCGACAUUAUCCACUGCUUCACGAACUGCUUGAAAGCAGAUUUGCAUCCGUCACCUCCUCAGAAAAUCCUGAGUCUCAAAAGGCUGAUAGCACAGUGCGACCGAAAAGCGAGGAUGACAAUAAUAACGGCAGAACUCACGCGGAUUCUAUCUCAGCAAAUUCACCGCCCAAAGAAUCCGAGCAACUCGGAUUCGCAUUUGGCGAGUCACGACAGUCAUCAACUCUGAGAAACGCCUUGAAGUCGGAAAUACCCCCUCCUAGUCUCAUAUCUGGGCUUUUUCGUUCAAAAUCUUCUGCAGCAUCGGCAAGUACCACUUUUCAUCAAGCGACUCGGUCCAACCCCAUAACAAGCAAUACGAGUGAAAGUGACACGUCAGAGAUUGUAUGA
Lachancea lanzarotensis is the source of this 894-nucleotide messenger RNA. RefSeq names its product LALA0S01e09736g1_1 (gene VAB2). Lineage: Eukaryota; Fungi; Ascomycota; Saccharomycetes; Saccharomycetales; Saccharomycetaceae. The transcript has a single exon. The record is from RefSeq and is a predicted model, not a curated record. Bases 1 to 894 code for a protein of 297 amino acids.